GAUUAGUUUUUCGACUUUUCUGCGCGAGUGAGCGUUGUUUGUGCUACGGUGACUGAAAAUUUGUGUGCGAAAUAUUGCUGGAAAAUCGAUGAUAUUUAUAAUUAUUAAUAUUAGAAAUCACAUAAUUUAAAGAUAAAGUGUCUUAUUAAAGUGAUUGUGUGUGAUUAAGGAUUGUUGCAAAGUAAUUAAUAGCACACAGAAAGUUUUGCGUGCAAAGCCAAAUGUUACAUGUGUGUGCGUGCAAUGAAUGGAAAAAUAAGCAAGAAAGAGAAAUAAGAACGUAUAAACAUUAGUGGAAAGAGUAGUAGGCGACAAAGGGAAGAAUCGCCAUCGCCAUCGCCAUCACCGUCGACAACGGCAUACUAGAAAAAGCAGAAUAAAUAAAAUUGGAGCAAAUGUUAUAAUGGAAUUUUGCAAAUGAACAUGUAAAUAAAAAUUUGAAAUAAAUAAAUACUACGCAUAACUUUCGAGCACUCAUAUGUAUGUAUAUAUGUACAUAAAAAGAGUUGUUAACAUUGGCACACACUGAACGAUAUGUACUUGCAAAGAAUUAUGCACGGUUAGGACGCGGCAGCAGUGAAAAUUAACAAAAAACUUGCUAAGCACGAAUAAGGGAUACAUAGGUAUUCAUGCGUACAUAUGUUCGCACAUGCGGUAAGUAAGCAGCACUCUCAAGGCCUAUGAUUAAUACUCUAUUAUUUAGCCAAAGUAAUUCAAACGCUCAUAAUCUAACGACAGCUUGUAUUGUAUAAUAAAAAAUCGGCUAAAAUAAGAACUUAACAAAGAACAAGUUAACUGCCAUUUAUAAAAAAAAUACAACAAUACAAAAACAAUUAAUAAGCUACGACCUUAAGAAAAGCCGGUCAUUAGAAAGUAGAAACUUCAAUAAUUCGUUUUAAGUAAUAACAGAUUAUAUUAUUCCAAGAUGUGGAACAUUGAUUCGCGUUCACAGAAUGGAGUGAGCACCUCAUCGUCGGGUUCACCCAAUUAUGGUAGUUUCAAUUCCAGCAAUGGCAAUGGCCGAAAUGGUUCACCACACCAUCAACAACAACAGCAACAGCCAGUCAAGCAGUUAGGCAUGACAUCUGCAAUCAGCUUGGCUGAGCCACGCACGGAAGAUUUGCAGAAGACCGAGGAGUUGCAAAAAGCGCUAGAACCCUUUAAAGUGUUUGAAACUCAAGAUGAGCUUAAUCAUCGUAUGGAGAUUUUAGCCAAACUCAAUACAUUGGUCAAACAAUGGGUGAAAGAUGUAUCCAUGUCCAAGAAUAUGCCCGAGGCAGCUGCCGAGAAAUUGGGUGGCAAAAUUUAUACUUUCGGUUCAUAUCGGCUGGGCGUACAUCACAAGGGCGCCGAUAUUGAUGCGCUCUGUGUGGCGCCACGUAAUAUUGAACGUACCGAUUAUUUUAGUUCAUUCUUCGAAUUGUUAAAGAAACAAGCCGAAGUCACGGAAUGUCGUGCGGUGGAGGAAGCCUUCGUCCCGGUUAUAAAAAUGAAUUUCGAUGGCAUCGAAAUUGAUUUGUUAUUUGCGCGUCUCUCACUCAAGGAGAUACCGGAUGAUUUUGAUUUGCGCGAUGAUAAUUUACUUAAAAAUCUAGAUCCACGUUCGGUGCGCAGUUUGAAUGGCUGUCGUGUGACCGAUGAAAUACUAGCGCUAGUGCCGAAUAUAGAGAAUUUCCGCUUAGCGUUACGUUCCAUCAAGUUGUGGGCGAAAAAACAUGGCAUUUACUCAAAUUCGCUGGGUUAUUUUGGUGGUGUGACGUGGGCUAUGUUGGUGGCACGCACUUGCCAACUAUAUCCAAAUGCUACCGCAUCAACGCUGGUGCAUAAAUUCUUUUUGGUUUUCUCACGUUGGAAGUGGCCAAAUCCUGUGCUGCUAAAGCACCCUGAUAAUGUUAAUUUACGGUUUCCGGUUUGGGAUCCUCGUGUGAACGCUUCGGAUCGUUAUCAUCUAAUGCCCAUAAUUACGCCGGCAUAUCCACAACAGAAUUCCACAUUCAAUGUGUCGGAGUCCACAAAGAAAGUUAUACUUAAUGAAUUUAACCGUGGCAUGAUCACCACAGAUGAAAUAAUGCUUGGACGCGCCACCUGGGAUCGUCUCUUCGAAGCGCCAAGUUUCUUUUACAAAUACCGCCACUUUAUUGUGCUUCUAGUCACAUCACAGACAGGCGAUGAUCAGCUGGAGUGGUGUGGCCUAGUCGAAUCAAAGAUUCGUCUAUUAGUUGGUAAUUUAGAGCGUAAUCAACACAUUUCAUUGGCACAUGUUAACCCAACAUGUUUCGACCUUAAGAAAGCCGCCGCCGUUGCCGCCAACAUACAAACCAACAGCGGCAAUGAGGAUGAGAAAACACAGUCGGGUGGCAAUGCCACAGUUAGCCCGGCACCAUUCUGUUCGAUGUGGUUCAUCGGUUUGGAAUUUGAACGCACUGAGAAUUUGAAUGUAGACCUUACAGAGAGUAUACAGAACUUUACCGAACAUGUCAUACAACAUGGGGUAAACAUAAAAAUGCUAAAAGACGGCAUGCAUAUUGAAGCGCGCCAUGUGAAGCGUAAAUCGCUUUCACAGUAUUUGGAUACGGAUUUCUUGAAGCGUGAACGUAAAUCCAUGGAACAGCAUAACAAUUUUAAUAAUGCCAUUUUGGCGAAUCGCAAACGUCUGUCGUCCGAAUUGUCCACACAGAAAGAGGGGGGUACCGCUAAAAAGUCGCGCUUAAGUGAAUCGCAAACGGAGGAGAACUCGAAUGCUUCAAGUGAUGCCGGUGGCAUAACACCGACCUCACAGCCGACUAGUGCACCCAAUUUCACGCCUGAUGGCAAGAGUACCAAUAAUGGGGGUUCAGGCACUGGUUCCGGUUCGAAUUCGCCACGCAACAGUAAUGGCGGUAACAGUAACAACAGCAACAGUGUAAACAAUCAAAAUACAAAUAGUAAUAGCAACAGCACAACAACAACAACAUCAGCUGGUGCAACUGCCGCUGCUACCGCGGAAGUGGCCUGCUCGUGACCGCUGCUCACCACAGCAA
Messenger RNA from Zeugodacus cucurbitae (melon fly), 3020 nucleotides. It is a transcript of the gene hrg, whose product is annotated as poly(A) polymerase type 3. Gene Ontology annotation, cellular component: nucleus. The transcript has 8 exons. The record is from RefSeq and is a predicted model, not a curated record. Bases 926 to 3001 code for a protein of 691 amino acids. NCBI's taxonomy places the organism in Eukaryota, Metazoa, Arthropoda, Insecta, Diptera, Tephritidae. Gene Ontology annotation, molecular function: poly(A) RNA polymerase activity; RNA binding.